GCUACUCUCAGUUAGCGCAUUUCGGGCCAUGGAUUUGGAUUUUAACAACGAUUUGGAGAAGCGCAUCUCGGAUGCCUUCUGCGUGUUCGAUCAUCAUGGCGAUAAGCUCAUCGAUGUGCGAGAGGUGGGCACAGUGCUGAGAUUGUUGGGCUGCGUCCCCACCGAGCAGGAGGUCAACGAGGUAAUCUCGGCAACCGAAACGGAGGAGACGAGCGGCGUGGUGCAUUUGACCAAAUUCUUGCCACACGUCUCGCAAUUGCUCAUGGAGCGCAAAAUGGAGCCAGCGCCGCCAGAGAAGAUUCUGGAAGCUUUCAAGACGUUGGACUUGGAGAACAAGGGCUACCUGACCAAGGAGAACUUUGGCAAGCUGAUGAUGGAGGAGGGCGAGCCGUUUACCCAGGAGGAAAUGGAUGAAAUGUGGCCAGUGGCCAUAGAUCCUAUAAGCGGCCAUAUACCCUAUGAAUUGUAUUUGAAUCAGUUGAUGGUAUAUCUCUGAGAACAUUUGAAAGAAAUUUAAAAAAAAAAAAAAA
Drosophila arizonae is the source of this 530-nucleotide messenger RNA. Its product is annotated as dynein regulatory complex protein 8. Lineage: Eukaryota; Metazoa; Arthropoda; Insecta; Diptera; Drosophilidae. The record is from RefSeq and is a predicted model, not a curated record. Gene Ontology annotation, molecular function: calcium ion binding.